Molecule: messenger RNA, 886 nt
Organism: Colletes gigas
Lineage: Eukaryota; Metazoa; Arthropoda; Insecta; Hymenoptera; Colletidae
Product: nuclear nucleic acid-binding protein C1D-like
Exons: 3
Coding region: 380-796 (138 amino acids)
Biological process (GO): maturation of 5.8S rRNA; regulation of gene expression
Cellular component (GO): nucleolus; exosome (RNase complex)
Molecular function (GO): RNA binding; DNA binding
Source: RefSeq, a predicted model, not a curated record
AAUCGAGACACUGCCAAAGACGAGACAUACGCAUACGAGAAGACCUUCACCCAAUAUAUUUUUUCGGCCCAUUUUCCUGGGAUUCUCGAGACCCAUUACCAUUUCCGUGUUACUCGCAACGUUACCAAUAGAUUUAGAAAUGAAUUUCAAUCCUUUCCAUAGUCAACUCAAAUGUAUUUACGCACAUGCUACAGCUGGCUGCUCAUCAACACUAAUUCAGUGAAUAGUUUCUCAACUGACCGCCAUCCAUGAGAAGAGGGCGCUAAAAUCAGCUCCGUAUUUUCCGGUCGGUAUGGCAGUCAGAUUGGGCCACGAAAGUUCAUAAGGUGUAAAAUCUACUCGUAUAACACGUCCUACCGUACCAAUUUCUACAGAACGAAUGACGACGUUACGAAUAGUCAUAGAGCUAAACAUGAACACGAAUUUCGAAGAACUUUCACACGACAAGGAUCUAAUUGCAAAAUUAGAACAAUAUCGAGAUGGAAUAUUAAAAAUCGAAGAAAUGAUUAAACUCGCUACGGAUCCAGAUAUAUAUGAAAAACUUACAAAUGCAGACAAAAUUAAAUACAAUCUAUUGAUGUCUUAUAGUGCAAACAGCAUGUUUUGGAUGUAUUUACGUGCAGAAGGAAUUGACCCGACAAAGCAUAAAAUAAGAUUGGAAAAUGAACGCUUAAAGAAAUCUAUGACACGCGCGAAACAAAUAGAAGAAAGAAUCACUCUUAUGCCACGUAUAAAUAAAGAUGCUGCACAAAGAUUUGUUAGAAAUGGAUUAUGGGAAAUGAAGAAUAAUAAAUGAAAAAAGCAACGAUGUCAAAGAUAAAAAUGACUGUAACUUAAUUUAAGAAUAUAUUAAAGUUAAUAAAAUGCAAGAUAUUAAUUUCUAGUA